Metarhizium brunneum ARSEF 3297 is the source of this 2757-nucleotide messenger RNA. RefSeq lists its product as uncharacterized. Lineage: Eukaryota; Fungi; Ascomycota; Sordariomycetes; Hypocreales; Clavicipitaceae. Gene Ontology annotation, biological process: endoplasmic reticulum to Golgi vesicle-mediated transport; protein secretion; intracellular protein transport. Gene Ontology annotation, molecular function: structural molecule activity. Gene Ontology annotation, cellular component: Golgi membrane; COPI vesicle coat; endoplasmic reticulum. The record is from RefSeq and is a predicted model, not a curated record.
AUGAGCUACGGCAAGAAGGACGAGGACGCCGACCUGGGCCUGGUCAAGGUGGACCGAACCCAAGUAUUUCAAGAAGCACGUAUAUUCAACGAAGGCACCAUUCAACCGCGACGAUGCCGAAUCCUACUCACCAAGAUUGCUCUUCUCCUCUACACUGGGGAGAAGUUCCCGACCAACGAAGCGACUACCCUCUUCUUCGGAAUCUCCAAGCUCUUCCAGAACAAGGAUGCCAGCCUCAGACAGAUGGUCCACCUCGUCAUUAAGGAGUUGGCCAGCUCUGCCGAGGAUAUCAUCAUGGUUACCGCCACAAUUAUGAAGGAUACUGGUGGCAGCAGUGAUGCCAUCUUCAGACCCAACGCUAUUCGGGCCUUGUGCCGCAUCAUUGACGCCACCUCUGUCCAAGCGAUCGAGCGAGUUAUGAAGACAGCAAUCGUCGAUAAGAACCCCUCAGUCUCGUCGGCCGCACUAGUCUCGUCAUACCACCUGCUGCCCGUCGCCAAGGACGUUGUUCGACGCUGGCAGAGCGAGGUUCAAGAGGCCGCCGCCUCGACCAAGUCCUCUGGCGGAUUCUCACUCGGAUUCUCCUCGUCAAGCAGCCAGAUGCCCAUGAACAAUUCGACAAUGUCUCAGUACCACGCUAUCGGACUGCUAUACCAGAUGCGAAUGCACGACAGAAUGGCCCUGGUCAAGAUGGUGCAGCAGUUUGGCGCUGCUGGCGCUGUUAAGAACCCCGCUGCCACGGUCAUGCUUGUCCGACUGGCUGCUCAGCUUGCUGAGGAAGAUGCUUCCCUCCGAAAGCCCAUGAUGCAGCUCCUUGACGGCUGGUUGCGCCACAAGAGUGAAAUGGUCAAUUUCGAGGCCGCAAAGGCCAUUUGCGACAUGCGCGACGUCACCGAUAGCGAGGUCAACCAGGCAGUCCAUGUUCUCCAGAUGUUCUUGACUUCUCCCCGAGCCGUGACCAAGUUUGCCGCCCUCCGAAUCCUCCACAGCUUUGCUUCCUUCAAGCCUUCUGCUGUCAGUGUCUGCAACCCCGACAUCGAGCUCCUGAUUUCAAAUGCGAACCGAUCCAUCGCCACUUUCGCCAUCACCACUCUCCUUAAGACUGGAAAUGAGGCGAGUGUCGACAGACUCAUGAAGCAAAUUUCCAGCUUCAUGUCUGAGAUCACCGACGAGUUCAAGAUCACCAUUGUCGAGGCCAUCCGAACGCUCUGCUUAAAGUUCCCCAGCAAGCAGGCGGGCAUGCUGACCUUCCUUAGCAGCAUUCUGCGAGACGAGGGUGGAUACGAAUUUAAGCGUGCAGUUGUUGAAAGCAUGUUUGACUUGAUCAAAUUUGUUCCCGACUCCAAGGAUGAGGCCCUGGCCCACCUCUGCGAGUUCAUCGAGGACUGCGAAUUCACAAAGCUUGCUGUCCGUAUUCUACACCUUAUUGGUUUGGAAGGGCCCAAGACUUCUCAACCCACCAAGUAUAUUCGAUACAUCUACAACAGAGUUGUUCUCGAGAAUUCUAUUGUGCGGGCUGCUGCAGUUACGGCUUUGGCCAAAUUUGGUGUGGGACAGAAAGAUCCUGAUGUCAAGGCCAGCGUCAAGGUCCUUCUCACUCGAUGCUUGGAUGAUGUCGAUGACGAGGUCCGUGACCGUGCAGCUCUGAACUUGAAACUCAUGGGUGAGGAAGAUGACGAGAUGGCGCAGAACUUUGUCAAAAAUGAAAACAUGUUCUCUCUGCCAGUAUUCGAGCACCAGCUUGUCAUGUACGUCACUUCCGACGACAAAGGCUCCUUCGCAGAACCCUUCGAUAUCACCAAAAUUCCCGUCGUCACUCGGGAGCAAGCGGAUGCCGAGGACAGGACAAAGAAGCUCACAGCUACUGCACCCACCAUCAAAGCACCCAAGGUCGGCGCUGCCAAGGCUCCUGUCAGCGGCGCCGAGGCUGCGGCUUCUGCUUCCGCUCAGGCUCAGCGAUAUGCCGAGGAGUUGAUGCAGAUCCCCGAGAUGAAGGAGUUUGGCAAUGUUCUCAAGUCUUCAACAGUCGUCGAGUUGACAGAGGCCGAGACCGAAUACGUUGUGACCCUUGUGAAACACAUCUUCAAGGAGCACAUUGUUCUUCAAUACGAAGUAAAGAACACCCUGCCAGAUACAGUCUUGGAGAAUGUGUCGGUCGUCGCUACACCCGGGGAGGAGGACGAGCUGGAGGAAGUCUUCAUCAUCCAGUGCGAGAAACUUGCCACCGACGAGCCUGGCAAGGUGUAUGUUGCGUUCCAAAAGGUCAAUGGAGAGGGAUCCAUGCCUGUUACUUCGUUCUCCAACGUGUUGAAAUUCACAAGCAAGGAGAUUGAUCCGUCGACCGGGGAGCCGGAAGAUAGUGGCUACGAUGACGAGUAUGAGGUAUCGGAGUUUGAUCUCAGUGGUAGUGACUACAUUGUGCCCACAUUUGCCGGCAACUUCAGUCACCUGUGGGAACAGAUUGGGGCCUCGGGAGAGCAGGCAGAGGAGACUCUGCAGCUGAGCGGCAUGAAGAGCAUCGCCGAUGCCACGGAACAACUGGCCAAGGCUCUUUCAUUGCAGCCCUUGGAAGGCACAGACGUGCCGGUCAACCAGAGCACACAUACACUCAAGCUGCUGGGCAAGACUAUUUCUGGCGGCAGAGUGGCGGCCAGUGUGAGAAUGGCGUUUUCAUCAAAGUCUGGGGUGACAACAAAGAUUACAGUCAGAAGCGAGGAAGAAAACGUGGCGGCACUUGUGAUUGCAUCGGUGGCUUAA